Molecule: messenger RNA, 3882 nt
Organism: Rotaria sp. Silwood1
Lineage: Eukaryota; Metazoa; Rotifera; Eurotatoria; Philodinida; Philodinidae
Source: the annotation of a GenBank genome assembly
AUGGAAAAAUAUAUGAUUAUAUCGCCUAUAGGCGAAGGUUCAUUUGCAAAAGUUUAUCGUGGGCGUGAAAAAUAUACUGGACGAGAUGUUGCAUUAAAAUUUAUUUCAAAAUUAGGUAAAACUGAAAAAGAUUUAUAUUUUUUACGACGUGAAAUUGAUAUACUUCGAAAAAUGAAACAUGAAAAUAUUGUUGAUAUGAUUAAUAGUUUUGAAACAAAUAAUGAAAUUGUUGUCGUUACAGAACGUGGUUUAGCUGAUCUUUAUCAAUUAUUAGAAGAUGAUGUUAGUUUACCAGAAGAAACGGUACAAAAAAUUGCUUGUCAAUUAGUAUCAGCUCUUUAUUAUUUACAUUCUCAUCGUGUUCUUCAUCGAGAUAUGAAACCACAAAAUAUAUUAAUAUUUCCUGGAGGAAAAGUUAAAUUAUGUGAUUUUGGUUUUGCUCGAAAUAUGACGAUGGAAACAAUGGUAUUAACAUCGAUUAAAGGUACUCCAUUAUAUAUGUGUCCAGAACUUGUUGAUGAAAAACCAUAUGAUCAUUCAGCAGAUUUAUGGGCACUUGGAUGUAUAUUAUAUGAAGUUUAUCAUGGUAAACCUCCAUUUUUUACCAAUAAUGUUUUUCAUUUAAUAAAAAUGAUUGGAAAAGAAUCUGUAAAAUGGCCAAAACCAAUAAGUUCUGAUAUGCGUAAUUUUUUAGAAGGUCUUCUUACAAAAGAUUCUACUCAACGUUUAACAUGGCCAGAUUUAUUACAUCAUUCAUUUGUUCGAACAGGAGUUAAAGUACCACUUUUAACUGAAUCAAUUAUUGGUCCAUUAACACAACCACCUACUGAAGAACAACGUAUUUUAAAACAACAACAAAUUAAAGCUAAAGGUGUAUCACGUGGUCCAUCGAAACUUCUUUCAAAAUUUAUGCCAGAUGAACAUCGAAAAGAUAUACAAAAAUCACCUGGAAAUAAAGAUAAAAAUCAAAAGAAAACAAAAAUUCCAACUAUACAAAAUAAUGAAAUUGAAACUCCAUUACUUCAACCACCACCUAUUGAAUCAAAAAUAAAUCAAUCAACACAUAUUCCUGAUUCUUUAAUAAUACAAGAAGAUAAAUUUGUAUCAUCCGUACGUGAAAAUGUUAAUACAUCAAUAUUAACAAAUCGAACAAUUGAUGAACAACAAAUAGAACAAUAUGCUGAACAAAUUGAAAUAAUAACAAAUGAACAAUUAUUAAAUUUACUUCAUCAAGAAUCAUUUUAUAAAUUAUUUGAAAUAAUUCAACCAAUUAUUUUAUCAAAAUUAUUAGAAUGUACAUUAAAUGGUGCUUCAUUUUAUCGUAAUAUGAUGAAAAUAAUUCGUUUUAUAUUACAAUCAGAUAUGGAUCCACAUUUAAUUAUAUCAUUUACAAAUACAAUUCAUAUACCUGAUUUACCAUUAAAACAUCUUAAAGCUAUUUUAGAUCAUUCAACAAUUCGAAAAGAACCAUGGUUUUCUCAUAUUCUUUAUGAUAUAUUAAUUGUUAUACGUCUUUGGUUUGAAUUAAUAACAGCAUAUACACUUCAACAAUUAGAUGAAGAACAAUGUAAAUUUUAUUUAAUAAUGUCACAUGAAUUUCUUGAACAAACAUCAACUAUAUUAAAUAUUGCAUCAUCAUUAGAUUAUAAUAGUUGUUGUGAAACAUUAAUGAUAUUAAUUAUACUUUGUGAAUCAUAUGAAGAUGCAUCACCAUUACUUUGUCAAGCAUGGUAUGAUCCAAUACGUUUAGAUAAAUGUCAAAUAUGGCCAGCUAUUGCUCAAUUAAUAACAACUAGUUUUAAAUCAGAAAAUUCAAAUAUAGAAAUUUAUAAUGAAACAUUAAUGUAUACUGUUGCUACUAUGGCUGCUCUUACUUAUCCAUCACAAUGUUUACCAGAUGAAUUACUUGAAGCAAAAAUUAAAGUAGCAAAUUCACUUGCAUUAAAAUUACUUGAUUCAAAUUAUACAGCAUUUCGUGAAGUUUGGCUUGGUCAAUAUCAUACACCUAAAUGUUGUUCAAAUAUUCUUAAAGCUAUGUAUGGAAUGUGUUUAUCAACACCACGUUUUAGUGCAUUUAUAUUUGAUGGUUCAUUUCUAUCAAAUGAACUUCUUAGUUUACUUCGUGGUCAAAUAACAACAGAAGAAUCAGAUUUUGAUGAAGCUAUUGAAUUAUCAAUUCAUAUUAGUACUGUUCUCAUAAAACAAAUCAUAUUACAAUAUGAUAAUAAUACACGAAUUGAUCUACGAAAUCAAACAACAAUCAAAGAUGAUCGUAAAUUUGAAAAACUUCAACCAAUAACUGCUCAUAUAGCUCAAUUGGCUAUGACAACUCAAGCACUACCUCAACGUGCUGCUUGUGCUCUUCAUCUUGUUUAUGCUAUUGCAUGUGGUGCUAAAUUUCUUUUAAAUCCAGAAGAAUAUAUUGAUAGUCUAUCGACUAUAUUUGUUCAAUCAGAAUGUGAUUUUAUUGUUCGAUUUCCAUUUAAUCAUGGACUUCUUGAUGGUUUAAUUAUGUUAAUAUUUCAUAUUGUACAAAUAGAUCCACAAAAAUCCAUUGGUACUUUAAUUGAUUGUGGUUUAUUCUAUAUAUUAUGGCAACAACUUCGUGCUGCUUUUCGUUCAUUUUAUCCAAAUAGUAUGAAUGAAGAAAUAUCAUUAAUAACAACACCUGAUUGGAUUUUAAUAUCACGUGAUGGUAUUCAUCAAUUACUUCAAUUAACAUUAGAAUUAUUUUUUCAACGUAUGCAUAAAUGUUUAAGUCUAUUGAUUCAAUCUGAAAGUGUUAUGUUUGAAUCAUUAAGUAUGAUGUUAAGUAAAGAACUUACUGAACAACUUGAUGUGAAGUCAUCUUCUUUCUUAACAACUGAAGUUAUUACAUUAACAUGUAAUAUAUUUAUGUUUCCAUUUUCAAUUGAAACAAGUGAAACAUUUCUUGAACGAACAUUAGAAUUGUGUCAACGUUAUGAUAUUAUUCAAAAACUUCUUUGGGUAACCAUGACUUAUUUAUCUAUGGAUCGUAUUGAAGUACCUGUUGGUCUUAUUGCACAAUUAAGUUAUUAUCAAGAAACUGCUCGAAAAACUAUCAGUCAGAUGUUAAUGAAUGAUGUACAGUUAUGCCAAUUUUACUCAAAUGUUCUCUAUGGAACAAAUGAAAGUGAACUUAUUUUAUGCGAUACAUUUUUCACAUUUACAAAUUUAAUUAAAACGACUGAUACUGUUGUUUCAAGUAUAAGUGAUAUUCUCAGUGGGCCAAAAAAUGAUUAUGAUGUUUUAAAACGUGCUUUAUCUGGAAGUAAUUUAACAAAAGCUAAAUGUUGUUUUCUUAUGGGUCAUAUGACAAAAUCAUCUCGUUCAUUUUGUACAACACUUAAAACUCAUCCAGACAUACUUGAUCAAUUAAGACAAUGUUGUUUCGAAGAAGAUUCACAUGUUCGAAAGAUGGCAUUUUUUUUAUUGGGAAAUUUUAUUUCUACAAAUGAAAUUCUAUAUGAAUAUGUUGAUGAAUUAACACCAUUUCUUGUCCAAGCAUUAAAUGAUACUAUUUCAAAAAUUCGAUCACAUGCUGUUAAUACGCUUGGAUUUCUGGCACGUUAUCGUUUAUCCGAACGUUUAAUUGAAUUAAAAGUUCCUGAAAAAUUACUUGAUGUUGCUUGUCAUGAUACACAUGUCACUGUACAAGAAUUUGCACUACGUGUACUUAAACAAAUGUUAAAAUAUGAACAAGCAAAAGAGAUUUUACAAGAAUGUAAUGUAACGGAUAAACUUUCAAAUUUACUUUCCAAUUUAUGUACACAAGUAGAAAAUAAUCAAUAUAGUGAAGUAGAUGGACUAGUUGAUGAAUGUGAACAACUUUUGAGUAUGCUUAUUGAACAAUGUACAUGA